Molecule: messenger RNA, 1807 nt
Organism: Maniola jurtina (meadow brown)
Lineage: Eukaryota; Metazoa; Arthropoda; Insecta; Lepidoptera; Nymphalidae
Product: transmembrane protease serine 9
Exons: 13
Coding region: 240-1703 (487 amino acids)
Biological process (GO): proteolysis
Molecular function (GO): serine-type endopeptidase activity
Source: RefSeq, a predicted model, not a curated record
GUGAACCAGUUGCGUCUACGAAUUACGAUCCUUAAAUUUAAUAGAAUGGUAAUCGUAGUUUCCGAGUGUUAUAGAGUGAAUUUAUGAAAUAAGUUCCAGUUAAUUUUCGCUACAAGCUUUCAACUUCAUGAAGAUAAGCCAGAGAGCUAAAGCCGCCCAUUACUAAUGUCUACUUUUACAGGAUUCUUAUAUGAUGUCGAGUUCUGACGACUACCUACAACUCCAUACUGACGGGUAAGAUGUGGCUACAUCAGUGUUUAGUAGUCUCACUCAUCGUAGUCAUGGAAAUUUCUCGAGGACACCAUAUUGAAAUCGAACAAUCACCGGAGGACAUAAAUUUGGAACCGUUUAAAAAUAGUAAACAAAAUAUACUGAAAAGAAGUGCAAAUAAGCCGAUUUUAUAUUCGGAAUGGGCUGUUUGGAGUACUUGCAUAGAUGGACGUAAAACUAGACGUCGACAUUGCUUGCGUCGGCAAAUAUGUGGGGAUUCGCUACGAAUAGAAGUUGCGAGUUGCGAUGUGUCUCGCCACGGAAAUCUGAGGAAAUAUAUUCGUGAAUACGACAGAGCUGUAAAAGGAAGGGAUCAACACAUACUUAUGCCAAAUGCGAGUUUGCGACAGCUGGAUGAAAUCGAUAUACAAAAAAAGUUUCGAGGUUUCUCUCCUUGGACUUCAUGGACUCCUUGCUCGCGAAAAUGUAGUACUAUGAGGCGAAGAUAUUGCCAGAAAACGUCUAUAUGCGGGCGGAAGGUAAUAAGACAGUCCGCCUACUGCUAUUUGGAAGGUAGCUACUGUUAUAUGUGGAUACGAAGCAAAAUGCAGCGGCGAAAGGACCCAGAACACAACGUUAUGGAAUCAAUACCACAGCCAGUGCCUGCAAUUCACCCAGAAGACUCCAGAGCAUUUUCUACCAGGAUGCCUCCAUGCGGUAGGAUAGGGAGAUAUCGCGGUUCACCGAACGCUCGGCUGCGAGCCAAAAUGCGAGAUAUGGUCCGCAUUAUAGGAGGCAGACCGGCUCCACCUGGCAAAUGGAUCUGGCAAAUUGCUGUCCUAAAUCGAUAUAAGGAGGCGUUCUGUGGCGGCACACUGGUGUCUCUCCGCUGGGUGGUGACAGCCGCGCAUUGCGUGAGGAAGCGUCUGUAUGUGCGUCUGGGGGAGCACGAUUUGCUCGUACGGGGCUACGGCGAGGUCGAGAUGAGGGUCACUGAAGCCGUCAUACAUCCGCACUACGACCCCGACACUGUCAUCAACGACGUGGCUUUGUUACGAUUGCCCGGGCCAGCAAGGCCGGAACUUGGUCACGGUAUAGCCUGCCUACCCAAGCCGCAUCAGAUAUUGCCUCCACAUUCCAGCUGCGUUAUUCUCGGAUGGGGUAAGAAACGCCCCACAGACGUCCAUGGUACAAGAAUCCUUCAUGAAGCUCAGGUAUCAACAAUACAGCAGGGCGUGUGUCGUCGCUCGUACUGGCAGUACGCCAUAACGGACGACAUGGUUUGCGCGGGCCGCGGACACAGGGACUCCUGCGCCGGCGACUCAGGCGGGCCCCUUCUGUGCAGAGAUCGGAAUAUGCGUUAUGUUUUACAGGGAAUCACAAGUUUUGGAGACGGCUGCGGCAAACGCGGCAAAUAUGGGAUUUACACUAGGACUGCGGGCUAUGUGAACUGGCUCCGUGACGUCAUGAACUACAAAUACUUCGAUGAUUGAUGCGAAACGAUCACAAUGUGAGGGAAAUUGAAAGCGAUAUAGAAUUUCGACGUAAAUGAGAUUAUUUCGGUAUUUUAUUUUGUCACCUUUAAAAAAUACUGUAG